Morus notabilis is the source of this 1113-nucleotide messenger RNA. RefSeq names its product stem-specific protein TSJT1. The record is from RefSeq and is a predicted model, not a curated record. The coding region runs from base 142 to 909 and encodes 255 amino acids. Lineage: Eukaryota; Viridiplantae; Streptophyta; Magnoliopsida; Rosales; Moraceae. The transcript is spliced from 4 exons.
AUUCUUCAACAUCAGUAUACCUUCUUUCAUCUGUGUUUACAGCAUCAACAAGUCUCUUUUGUUUUCAUUUCAUUUUGGUUUAGAGUAUAUAUUAUCAUUAUCCAAAGUUUGUGAGUGAAGAGUUGAUAAUUAAACUGGAAAAUGUUAGCAAUAUUCAACAAGGAUUUGGUUCAUCCACCGAAGGAGCUGAACAGCCCUGUCAUGAGUUCUUCUUCAAAGAAGCCUAAACUUCCUCGUGACAUUCUCAAUGAUUUCUUGUCUUGUUAUCCCAACAAUGUCUUCUCCAUUGGCUUUGGAAAUUCAGCAUCUCUUUCUUAUGUUCCACCAGAAAAGUCCUACUCAAUACAUCAGAGGCUGUUCUGUGGUGUGGAUGAGAUAUACUGCAUUUUUCUUGGAAGCCUAAACAACUUAUGCAGUCUGAUAAGGCAAUAUGGGCUAUCAAAGGCCACAAAUGAGGCAAUUUUAGUGAUCGAGGCCUAUAGGACCCUACGUGACAGGUGUCCCUACCCGGCCCACCAGGUCCUUAAGGAUCUUGAAGGAAGCUUUGCAUUUGUUGUCUAUGAUAGCAAGGCUGGAUCUGUGUUUUCUGCACUGAGUGCUGAUGAAGGAGUGAGCCUAUACUGGGGCAUAGCAGCAGAUGGGUCAGUGGUGAUUUCUCAAGACUUGGAGGCCAUAAAAGCAAGCUGUGCUAAAUCAUUUGCUCCAUUUCCUAAUGGGUGUAUGUUUCACAGUGAACAUGGGUUGAUGAGCUUUGAGCAUCCAACAAAGAAGAUGAAGGCAAUGCCUAGAAUUGAUAGUGAGGGAAUGAUGUGUGGGGCCAACUUCAAGGUUGAUGCCCAAUCAAGGAUCCAAAGCAUGCCACGUGUUGGGAGUGAAGCCAACUGGGCAGCAUGGGGUUCACAAGUCUAAUUAGCAAAGGGCCAUAAAAUAACAUGACUGAUCAUUUUAUUAUGCUCGUUUUCUUUGCUUCAUCUAUUUCACUUUUUUUUGGCUUCAAGGGUUCCGGCUAUUGGCUAACAUAGAGAAAAAGCUUGGACCCUUUAUAUGUUUUUAAUUUUUUUGUGUAUACGUUUCAUUAUCAAAUAAAUGGAUGGAUGUCUUUGUGAAAGCAAA